AUGGCUUUCAGAAGAUCCCAAACUCUAAGACUCUCUGAAACAUCUCUAUGCUGUGCCGUGGUGUGUGUUUUGUUGUGUCUUUCUCACCGGAGUCAUGUGUCUGCGGUGAAUCUCCAGCAUUUUAUUGGCUGUUCUGUCAGAGAGUUCACCUUCAUGGCCCAGAAGCCAGGAUGUGGGAGACUGCAGAUCACAACUGACGCCUGCUGGGGGCGCUGUGAGACCUGGGAGAAACCGGUCCUGGACCCACCCUUCAUCGAGUCUCAUCAGCGAGUGUGCACUUACAACCAGACCCAACUGGUCACCGUGCAGCUGCCCAACUGCUCGUCUGGUAUGGAUCCGUACUACACCUACCCCGUGGCCCUGAGGUGUGAGUGUGGAGUGUGUGUGACCAGCACCACUGAGUGUAUCGCCUCCAUCUGA
Messenger RNA from Tachysurus vachellii, 420 nucleotides. It is a transcript of the gene gphb5, whose product is annotated as glycoprotein hormone subunit beta 5. Gene Ontology annotation, molecular function: hormone activity. Bases 1 to 420 code for a protein of 139 amino acids. Lineage: Eukaryota; Metazoa; Chordata; Actinopteri; Siluriformes; Bagridae. Gene Ontology annotation, biological process: G protein-coupled receptor signaling pathway; regulation of thyroid hormone receptor signaling pathway. The transcript is spliced from 3 exons. The record is from RefSeq and is a predicted model, not a curated record. Gene Ontology annotation, cellular component: cytoplasm; extracellular region.